This is a messenger RNA of Acanthopagrus latus (yellowfin seabream), 1717 nucleotides long. It is a transcript of the gene bhlha15, whose product is annotated as basic helix-loop-helix family, member a15. Gene Ontology annotation, molecular function: protein dimerization activity. The coding region runs from base 470 to 1027 and encodes 185 amino acids. NCBI's taxonomy places the organism in Eukaryota, Metazoa, Chordata, Actinopteri, Spariformes, Sparidae. The record is from RefSeq and is a predicted model, not a curated record. The transcript has 2 exons.
UCAAAUACAAUAACAGGGUCGAAAAACAUGAUUAAUUCAACCCAUUUUGGCUCAAACCCCAUGUGGACUGUGAAAUGAUCAGAGUCUACAUCACACAGCAGGUUGUAGUGCUGUGACAUCACAGCUGCCUGGUCGGGACAUCUGGGCAGCGCGCGGAGCUGGGAGGGAGGGUUCGCGCUCUGUGAUUGGCUGAGCAGCGCUACGUGUACAUCUGUCAGCUACAGGUAGCCCACAUGUGACAGUUAUCUGAACGGGUGUGUGUGUGUGUGUGUGUGUGUGACGCCGCUGCCUCUUGCCGCUGCUGUCCGCUGCUGUCUGCUCCUUUACUUGGCAUGAUGGUGCUGUGAACGAGCGGCUGCGUGAUGACGACCUCUCUGUGAGAACACCGAGGAGGAGGAAAGUCAGCUCAACUUCCAAGGCUUGUUGAAACUUUAAGAUCUCCAUUGUCAGAGGUGAAGGAGGAAGCAGGAUGAAGUCCAAAGGGAAGGCUGUGAAAGCAUCCAGGAGGACCUGGUCUGACCCCGAGCCAGAACUUGAACCAGAUACAGAACCAGGCUCCAGUGAGCAGGAGGGCUCAGAGGCAUCCGUCCGGAUCGGUGGCUCCUGGAGGGGGUCGCUCAGGGGUGGGGACGGCAACCGCAAAGCGGGCGGAGGCAGGCGACGCAGGACACACGGCUCCAGCAACAAGGAACGCAGCGUCCGGCGGCUGGAGAGCAACGAGCGUGAGCGCCAGCGCAUGCACAAGCUCAACAACGCCUUCCAAGCUCUGCGCGAGGCCAUCCCCCACGUCAAGAUGGACAAGAAGCUGUCCAAGAUCGAGACUCUGACCCUGGCAAAGAAUUACAUCAAGUCCUUAACCACCAUCAUCCUGGACCUGUCAGGGGCCUGCCAACCUGCUGGCGGGGCCGCAUCGGAGGCCAGCGCCGCCAAGCUUCUCCAGUGCUACCAACAGACCCUGGAGGAGGACGGGGAGGACGAUCUCACCCAGUACCUCACCCAUGUGCACAACUUGAGCCAGCGCAGCUAACAGUGGCUGCAAGGUGGUUUGGAGACCAGGAGAGCCACCAGGAGGCCAUCUCUGAAGAGUGGGUAGACAUUGAGGGCCAGAUCUCAACCGGAACGGGGUGCCUGUUCCAGAUCAUAGACCUCUGACAAUAAACCCACAGCACCGUAGCAAGAGAACUUCAUCCAAAUAUGGCAUUUGAGGAAAGAGCAGACUCAGAGACUGCAGACUGAAAACCAGAUGUGUUGAAUGAAGAGUGAAAUUUGUUCUUGUGCUCAGAAAGGAAGGGCUAAUCUUGCGCAAUUCUAUCUUCUUUUAUUUUUUUUUGUCCUCAAUGGUUCGAACCCGAGCAGGAACUUCUUCGUCCUCUCUCGUGUUAUCUUGCCAUCUUCUUGUGUUUUUCUUGUCUGUUGAGAAACCUGCUCGACGUAGCCUCUAGUCAUAACUGUCCUCAUAACAUCAUUGAAGAAAAAAGAAAGGCAAGCAGCGGGCUUAAAUAUUGAAAUUCUGAAGGUAUAAUAUGUGUUUGCAUGUUUGCUCAGAUGAGAACACAAUGAACCCGUCUUGUGUGUGUGUAGCUUGAAGGCCCAGAUGAUGUUUAAAGUGUGUGUUGUUUGACUUUUUGUUUCUCAAGGCAGAACGUUGUAGUUAGGAGGAAGAAGGGAGGGGAUGCUAUUUGAGGGGUUAUUAUCAAUAAACACGUUUAUUUAUUGA